Messenger RNA from Arabidopsis arenosa, 2294 nucleotides. The record is from the annotation of a GenBank genome assembly. Lineage: Eukaryota; Viridiplantae; Streptophyta; Magnoliopsida; Brassicales; Brassicaceae.
AAUUGAAGAAACGUCAGCCAGACGCGCCAAAAGAAGCGCGUAGAGAACAACGUGUAAGUAUAGUAACCUCAGAAAAGAACCACCGUGGAUCCCACCACACCUCAGCCUCACUCCUCCUUCAUCUCCGUCAUUAGUCAUUACCCCAACCACUCUUUUCUCACAAAUUCCGAUUUUCUCAAAAAACAAAAAAACACAAUCGAAGAGAAAUGGAAGAGAUUUCGACGGAUCCGCUUGUUCCAGCGGUGAAACCUGACCCGAGGACAUCUUCAGUUGGUGAAGGUGUUAAUCGUAAUGAAAAUGAUGACGGUGGAGACGGUGGUUCUGAGAUUGGAGCACCGGAUCUGGAUAAAGACUUGCUUUGUCCGAUUUGUAUGCAGAUUAUUAAAGAUGCUUUCCUCACGGCUUGUGGUCAUAGUUUCUGCUAUAUGUGUAUCAUCACACACCUUAGGAACAAGAGUGAUUGUCCCUGUUGUAGCCAACACCUCACCAACAAUCAGCUUUAUCCUAAUUUCUUGCUUGAUAAGCUAUUGAAGAAAACUUCAGCUCGGCAUGUGUCAAAAACUGCAUCGCCCUUGGAUCAAUUUCGGGAAGCACUUCAAAGGGGUUGUGAUGUGUCAAUUAAGGAGGUUGAUAAUCUUCUGUCACUUCUUGCGGAAAGGAAGAGAAAAAUGGAACAGGAAGAAGCUGAGAGGAACAUGCAGAUUCUGUUGGACUUUUUGCAUUGUCUAAGGAAGCAAAAAGUUGAUGAACUAAAUGAGGUGCAAACUGAUCUCCAGUAUAUCAAAGAGGAUAUAAAUGCUGUUGAGAGACAUAGAAUAGAUUUAUACCGGGCUAGGGACAGAUAUUCUGUGAAGUUGCGGAUGCUCGGAGAUGAUCCAAGCACAAGAAAUGCAUGGCCACAUGAGAAGAACCAGAGUGGUUUCAACUCCAAUUCUCUGAGCAUAAGAGGAGGAAAUUUUUUAGGCAAUUAUCAAAACAAAAAGGUAGAGGGGAAGGCACAAGGAAGCUCUCAUGGGCUACCAAAGAAGGAUGCGCUGAGUGGGUCAGAUUCGCAAAGUUUGAAUCAAUCAACUGUCUCAAUGGCUAGAAAGAAACGGAUCCAUGCUCAGUUCAAUGAUCUCCAAGAAUGUUACCUCCAAAAGCGGCGUCAGUUGGUGGACCAACCAAAUAGUAAACAAGAAAAUGAUAAGAGUGUAGUACGGAGGGAAGGCUAUAGCAACGGCCUUGCAGAUUUUCAAUCUGUGUUGACUACCUUCACUCGCUACAGUCGUCUAAGAGUUAUAGCAGAAAUCCGGCAUGGGGACAUAUUUCAUUCAGCCAACAUUGUAUCAAGCAUAGAGUUUGAUCGUGAUGAUGAGCUGUUUGCCACUGCUGGUGUUUCUAGAUGUAUAAAGGUUUUUGACUUCUCUUCGGUUGUAAAUGAACCAGCAGAUAUGCAGUGUCCGAUUGUGGAGAUGUCAACUCGGUCUAAACUUAGUUGCUUGAGUUGGAAUAAGCAUGAGAAAAAUCACAUUGCAAGCAGUGAUUAUGAAGGAAUAGUAACAGUGUGGGAUGUAACUACUAGGCAGAGUCUUAUGGAGUAUGAAGAGCACGAAAAACGUGCCUGGAGUGUUGACUUUUCACGAACAGAACCAUCAAUGCUUGUAUCUGGUAGUGACGAUUGCAAGGUUAAAGUUUGGUGCACAAGGCAGGAAGCAAGUGUGCUUAAUAUUGAUAUGAAAGCAAACAUAUGUUGUGUCAAGUACAAUCCUGGCUCAAGCAACUACAUUGCGGUCGGAUCAGCUGAUCAUCACAUCCAUUAUUACGAUCUAAGAAAUAUAAGCCAACCACUUCAUGUCUUCAGUGGACACAAGAAAGCAGUUUCCUAUGUUAAAUUUUUGUCCAACAACGAGCUCGCUUCUGCGUCCACAGAUAGCACACUACGCUUAUGGGAUGUCAAAGACAACUUGCCAGUUCGAACAUUCAGAGGACACACUAACGAGAAGAACUUUGUGGGUCUCACAGUGAAUAGCGAGUAUCUCGCCUGUGGAAGCGAGACAAACGAAGUAUAUGUAUAUCACAAGGAAAUCACAAGACCCGUGACAUCGCACAGAUUUGGAUCACCUGACAUGGACGAUGCAGAGGAAGAGGCGGGCUCAUACUUUAUUAGUGCGGUUUGCUGGAAGAGCGAUAGUCCCACGAUGUUGACUGCGAAUAGUCAAGGAACCAUCAAAGUUCUGGUACUUGCUGCGUGAUUCUAAUAAACAUACAAACGAUUUUAUAGUUUCUUGAAUCAAUAAAACAGUAAAUUUGCC